AUGGACUUCCGCGGCCAGUCGGAGACCGGUGGGUCGGGCGGAGGCGAUGGUGCGCGGUCGGCCCUUCCGCUGCUCAACUUCGGCAUGGGGUCAUCGGGGCUCAUGGCGUCCUCCGACCUCAUGGGCUCGCUGGGCGGCGCCGCCGGCGACGCGUCGCUCAGCAUGAUGGUCGGCCACGCCGCCUUUCAACCGCAGCCCGCUGGUAACCUGCCGCCUCUUAACACGCCGCAGCAGCAGCAACAGCAGCAGCAGCAGCAGCAGCAACAACAACAACAGUACCAGCAGCCGCAGUAUCAGCAACAGCUUCAGCAGCAGCAGCAGCAGCAGCAGCAGCAGCAGAGGUCGUUGCAGCUGUCGGCGGCGUCUGUCGCGUCGCUCCUCGGCACCACCGCGUCCGCCGCCAUGCCCAAUCUCGUCGGAGCGCCCCCCCCGGGGCCGCUGGGCGUGGGCUCGGGGAAGGGGCCCGGCGGCGGAGCGACGGCGGAGGAGCGGCGCAAUGUCGACUCGUUCUCGCUCGUUCCGACCGCCCCCGCGCGCAGCCCGCCACUCAUGGCCUCCACCGGCAACGCGACUGACGGCGGCGCUGGCCAAGCGAACCAAGCAACGGGCGUUGUCACGCCGAAGGCGGAGAACGGCGCAGGCGGCGCGGGAAGCGCUGGGAUGGGGGCGCGCAGCGACGGCAGCGAUGGGGAGCAGGGCGGGGGAAGCGGGCGCGACGAGCAGGAGCAGGGCGGCGAUGACGGCGCGGACGACGGCAUGGGAAUGGACGGCGCGGGCCGGCCGGUGGGCAUGCGGAGCGGGGGGCGCGUGGGGUCGAGCCGGUACGAGUCACAGAAGCGGCGCGACUGGAACACGUUCGGGCAGUACUUGAAGAACCACCGGCCGCCCGUGGCGAUGUCGCGGUGCAGUCCGCAGCACGUGGUGGAGUUCCUGCGCUACCUCGACCAGUUCGGCAAAACCAAGGUGCACGCCGACGCCUGCCACUUCUACGGGCUGAGCGGCCCGCACCCAUGCGCGUGCCCCAUGAAGCAGGCGUGGGGCAGCCUCGACUCGCUCAUCGGCCGCCUGCGCGCCGCCUACGAGGAGAACGGCGGCAAGCCCGAGAACAACCCCUUCGCCGCGCGCAUCGUGCGCGUGUACCUGCGCGACACGCGCGAGCAGCAGGGCAAGGCGCGCGGCAUGUCGUACGAGAAGAAGAAGCGCAAGCGCCAGGGCGCGCAGCCGCAGGCGCCGCCACCCAGUCAGCCGCAGGCGAUGCAUGGCGGAGCGGGGGACGGCGGAAGGGGCGGCGACGGCGGCAGCAGCAGCAAGGACCAGGUGGGGACGUUCUCGCCGCCCGCCGUGGAAAGCGGCGUGAGGCACGGCCAGAACGACGCCACCGUCGGUGGCAGAGGCGGCGCGGGCGUCGGGGGAGGAUUGGGCGCGGGGAGCCUGCAGGAGCAGCGCGGACUGGGGCACAUGUUGGGGGCCGGGGGAAACGCUCUGAUGCCCAUGGGCGGAGGGCAGGGCACACCCGGCAGCAUUCAGCAGACCCAGCAGCCGUCCUCGCUGCUAUCACUCCCGUUACAGAGUCAGCAGCAGCAGCAGCAGCGCAUGGGGGAGACGCAUCAGGGAGCGGGGCAGGCGGGGCAGGGCGGGCAGGGGCUGCUGGAGCAGUUCAACGCGACGCUUCGCAACCAGCUGGCGCUGCAGCACGCACUGCAGGGCCAGGCGCCCAACACGCUGGGCGAGCUCAGCGGUGCUUCGCUGCUGGAGCUGGUGCAGCUCGUGGGGGGUGGGGGACAGCCGCCCCCGCUGCAGCAACAGCAACAGCAGCAACAGCAACGGCAGCAGCAGCAGCAGCAACCACAAAUGUUGCAACAUCAGCAGCAACAAUCACUGCAACAGCAGCAGCAGCAGCAGCAGCAGCAACAACAACAGCAGCAGCAGCAGGGUGGACUGAGUCAGGUGUUGAGUCGGCUGCUGAUGGGGCAGGGCGCGGGUGCCCCCGGGGCCACGGACCUGUUGGGGCAGGUGGCGGGGCUGCAGUCUCUGCCACCCGAAGCCAAUUUGCUCGGCCAGCUGCUGCUCUCCCAGGCGCUGGGCGGCGGGGGCGGCAUGUCCAAUGGGAAGCCGCUGGGCGGCGGGAUGAUGGGGGGAAUGGGCAGCAGCAAUGGUGGAAGAUCCCACAGCCUGCCUCCUCUCAUGCUCUUCAACUCGCGGCAUCCACCCAUGGCUCCCUUUCGCCACAUUCGUCGCGCGCUGGCGCCGCGUGCCGUGCUGCUAGCGCUCGCGGUUCUGGCAGUCGGCGCGCUCAGCAAGCGCGUGAAGCGGCGGCAGCAGCCGGCGGCGAGCGCGCCUGGCGACGAGGGGCCGGUGGAGUCGUCCGUCUUCGAGCGCCGCCUCGUUACCGCCGACGUCUCGUAUCGCGACAUUCUCAAGGUCGAGUGCUUCUUGCGCCGUCUCGCCCCGCUGUUUCCCUCUGCUGCUCUGCCACCCUCGCCUCGCAUUCCCGCUGGCCUCUCACCCCCAUGCCUGUGCCCCCUCGUGCGCGUGUUGCGUUGCGCGGUGGCAUGCGUCGCGGUGGAUGGACAGGAGCACGCGCGGUACUGGAAGGACACGACGCACCGCCACUUCAACGGCACCGUCCUCGCUUACGUCACUCCCUGGUCCGUUCCACAUCAGUCGCUCCCUGUUCAGUCGCAAAUUUCCCUGAACGGGGGAGGCUACGACAGGGCACGGCAGUUCCGCCACAAGUUGACGCACAUCUCACCCGUCUGGUUCCAACUCAAACGGUCAGCACGCACCCACACCCCCGUGCCAAUGCCACCAUGCCAAAAACCGCCACUUGCUCGUGGUUUAUUUAUUCCCUUGUUUCUCCUCUCUCCCUCGCUUCACCUUCCAUCGCGUGCCACCCUCCUCUCAUUCCACACCCCACUCUCGCCCCAACCCCCAUGUGCCAACCGCUGGUCGCACAGAGAGGGCGGGUGGCUGCGGGUGGCGGGCGGGCAUGAUGUGGACGUGCCGUGGAUGGACUCCGUGCGCCAGGAUGGCGCUCAGGUGGUGCCACGUGUGCUGCUGGAGGCGCAUGACACGUCAGGCAUCAUCAGCUCUGAUGAGGACGCAUCUGAGGCCAUCCGCCUCAUCCUUGCCACCUGCAGGCAGCACCAUCUGGACGGCAUAGUGCUGGAAGCAUGGUCCACAUGGACGGCCACAGGGCUGCUCGCCUCACCCCCGCUGCGCGCGCGCGCCCUCGCCUUCCUCUCCCGCCUCGGCUCCGCCCUGCAUGCCACGCCCAACCCCGCCUCCCCCACUGCACGCCUCUCCUUCUUCCUCGUCAUCCCCCCCAACGCCGCCGCUGCCCUUCCCCCCGAGCAGCAGCGCAGCCUCCCUCCGCACGCGUUCACGGCUGCGGAUCUAGCAGCGCUGCAUGCGCACGUGGACGGCUUCUCCCUGAUGACCUACGACUUCUCCCCGCCCUCCCACCCCGGCCCCACUGCCCCGCUGCCGUGGGUGCGGCUGUGCCUGCAGGCGUUGCUGCCGGGGGUGACGCCGCGGUACGCAGGCGCGUAUGGCGAGGACAUGGGGGUGGGCGAGGAGGAGUGGCGGGAGGAGCUACGGCGAGGCCGCGAGCUGAGGAGCUUUGUGGGGGAUGAGGAGGAGGAGGAGGAACAGGGGGAGAGGGGUGGGGUGGGAGGAGAUGUGAGGGAGAUAGCGCGCAAGGUGUUGGUGGGGCUCAACUUCUACGGCUAUGAGUACGGGCCCAAUCAAGCGUUCACAUUCCACUACCUCCCACCAUGCCUUCCCCCCCCCUCUUUCCCCCUUUCUACCCCCCCACUCUCCUCCCCACUUUCCCCCCCCUCUCCCUCCUCUCUUACCGCACCAGACUACCGCCCACUACUGGGCAGGGACGUGGUGGAGGUGCUGCAGCGCUACCAGCCGCAAGUAUCGUGGGAUCCAGACGCGUGCGAGCACGCCGUCUCCUUCACCGCACGCCCCUCGGGCAUCCGCCGCGCCGCCUUCUUCCCCUCGCUGCUCUCGCUGGCGCUGCGCAUGCGCGAGGCCAGUGCGUGGGGUGCGGGGCUGUCCGUAUGGGAGAUCGGGCAGGGCCUCGACUACUUCUUCGACCUGCUCUAG
Messenger RNA from Closterium sp. NIES-65, 4116 nucleotides. The record is from the annotation of a GenBank genome assembly. NCBI's taxonomy places the organism in Eukaryota, Viridiplantae, Streptophyta, Zygnematophyceae, Desmidiales, Closteriaceae.